AUGAUUAUAUUUCUAUUUCUACUUUUAAAUUUUUCCGCAAUUUCUGCUGACCCUCCAUCUUCUGAUGUUCCUGGAGCUCUUUUAUCCUCUCUCGCCUCCAAAAACCAUAAGAAACUUCCACUUGCUCCAUCAAUGGAGGCUCUGGAACUGAUGGGUGUCCAGUUUGUGGAUGCUCUCAUUAAAAAAGGACAAAUGGAAAUGGCAAAAGGCGCUUUUAAGACACAAUUAGAAGUUCUUGAGAAGGUUCAUCCAGAUCAAUUUGAGAAAUACAAGAAGCUGAAAGUGGAAGAUUUGGCAGCAGAUGCAGUCAUGCAACAGGCUGAAAUGUCGAAAUUGCAACCGAAAACAGGAAACGCUUUUAUCGACAUGUUGAAUGGAAAUGGAAUUCCAAUUGGAAGCAGUAUUCGUGGAUUGGAAGAUGCAAUUAGAACUCAAAGAGAUAUGGAGAACACUGAUCCCUCUGAACAGAUUGCUAAAGCAGUCCUUGACAAAUUCCAAACUCAAAUUCUUCCGGGACUUGUUGCAAACAUGAUUGCUGGUCGAAAUCCAUUCAAAAUGCCUCAACAGAUGAGAAAAGCUCAAGCAGCUCCUUCGGCAGUGCUUCAACAAGCAAUGGCUCAAAGAGAAAUGUUGGGAAAAAGUGCACCUGGAAUAGGAAAUGAACAACAAAUGAUGAUGAUGAAUAGAGUAGAUCAAAGAAUGCAACAGAGAGAACAAGAAGAAGAAGGAGAUGAUGAUGACGUGGAAGAGGAUACUGUACCAAGAAGAAGAAGUUCAAAUGGAGAACCACAAAGUGAAGCAGAGCAUCAAAGAAGAGAUUUGGCAAGGAGGUUGAGGAAUAGUCCAAGAUUGAAAGGAUUGUUGCAGAAUGCCGAAGUUCAAUCUCUUCUAUCCUAUCGUCGAAUGAGAGAUUCUCCACUCAGCAAACGGAGACCUUUGGCCAUGAAUGAUGACGAUGAGAACACGUUCCGAGCGAUGGAAGCAAAAGCAAAACUCGAUCAAAAGUCUCAACUCGUUCUCGGAUUUCACGGGUUUGGAGGAUUAGAUGAUGACGAUGAAGAUGACGAAGAAGAUGAGAAUUCGAUUGAUCCAUCAGCUAACUCUUUCCGUCGUGCACCUCUUCGCUUGUCAUCUGGAUUUGUUGAGAAAUUGAAAUCGAAUGAUGAAUUGAGAAACGCAUUGGAUAAAAUCAAAUAUCGAGUUAAUGACGUGGAGAAGUAUUUAGAACCAAAACCGAUGGAAUUCAAUCCAAAACCUCAACCUGGCUACUUUGUUCCUCGUAAAAUUCCAACAAGACCUCGUAAAAUGCUUCCAUUAUUAAUUGGAUCUGAUCCAAAAACUCAAGAAGAAGUCCGAAGACAUCCUAGUUCCGAGUGGAAGAUGGCAAAAGAGUCGAGAGUUUUAACCAAUUUGAAGAACAAUCCGAGCCUUGCUGCACUUUUUAUGGAUGAGAAACUGGAGAAUACGCUGAGAGGAAGACAAUUGUUAACAGAUGAACAGAAGGGAAGAACUCGAGUUAAAACCAUUCGAGCACUGCCAAGAUUGUUUGGAGCCCCGACUGCAAAAGCUGAGAUGAUUGAUGCUAAAGUCACCCAAGACAUUGAAGAACGUCCAGUGCCUCCACUGUUUUUUGAGCCAAAGGGUAAACAUACUCGUCUGAGAUGGACUGGAGCCAAUGAGAGAGAAAUUCCAGGACUUGGAAGUCGUUUCAUUCUUCCAUCCCUUGACCCAACAAUGCCUGCUCUGAACACUGCUUUCUCAACUCAAGGACGUGCUCGUGAUGAGUGGGAUACAAUGUUCAAAAUCCCGAAUAACUGGAAUCCAGGAGAUGAAGUUGGAUUCAAAAUGAACUCGAAAACGAAACGUUUUGUUGGAGGAAACGGAGCUUUCGAUAUGCCUGCAUUGGGUCUUUAG
Caenorhabditis remanei is the source of this 1914-nucleotide messenger RNA. RefSeq lists its product as uncharacterized. The transcript is spliced from 8 exons. Lineage: Eukaryota; Metazoa; Nematoda; Chromadorea; Rhabditida; Rhabditidae. The record is from RefSeq and is a predicted model, not a curated record. The coding region runs from base 1 to 1914 and encodes 637 amino acids.